CAUUCCAAUUUUUUUACAUUAGCUUAUUUUGCAUAAACAUUUCUCUCUCUCUCUCUCGAUUGUUUAUAAUUAUCAUCAGCCACCAAAUAUGGAAACAUCACCCGCACCCCAAGCAUCAGCUUCAUUGCGUAACAGUCCACCCCCACCAAUGUCCGUUUCUCCAAGUGGCCAAUCAUCAACAUCAUCCAAUAUGAAUUCAUCUGCUAUUGGUGGUCUAGCUCCUCCACCCUCAUCGUCAUCAUCAUCAUCAACUGGUCAAUCAUCAUCAAAUAGUGGUGCAGUAGCUGAACCAUCACCAGGUGGAAAAAAUUCGGUCACUGAAACCGUACGUGGACAAAUAUUUGAAGUUGGACCACGUUAUACUUCGCUUGAAUAUAUUGGUGAAGGUGCUUAUGGCAUGGUUGUAUCUGCCUAUGAUAACAACACUAGAAAAAAGGUGGCUAUCAAAAAGAUUAGUCCAUUCGAACAUCAAACCUAUUGUCAACGUACAUUAAGAGAGAUAAAAAUUUUGACACGUUUUAAACAUGAAAAUAUAAUUGACAUUCGGGAUAUAAUCUGUGCAUCUAGCAUACAACGAAUGAAAGAUGUUUACAUCGUACAAUGUUUAAUGGAAACUGAUUUAUAUAAAUUAUUGAAAACACAACCAUUGAGUAAUGAUCAUGUAUGCUAUUUCCUGUAUCAAAUUCUUCGUGGUCUCAAAUAUAUCCAUUCGGCUAAUGUUUUACAUCGAGACCUUAAGCCAUCGAAUUUGUUGUUGGAUACUACUUGUGACCUGAAAAUCUGCGAUUUCGGUUUAGCUCGUGUUGCCGAUCCAGUUCAGGAUCAUACAGGCUUAUUAACCGAAUAUGUUGCCACACGAUGGUAUCGAGCACCAGAAAUCAUGCUUAAUAGCAAAGGCUAUACCAAGUCAAUCGAUAUUUGGUCAGUUGGUUGCAUACUGGCGGAGAUGAUCUCAAAUCGACCAUUGUUUCCGGGAAAACAUUAUUUGGAUCAAUUGAAUCAUAUCUUGAACAUUUUGGGUUCACCAAGUCAAGAAGAUUUGAAUUGCAUUAUCAAUCCAAAGGCACGACAAUAUUUGCAAACUUUACAACAGAAGCCAAAAAUACCAUGGACUCGUUUAUUUCCGGAUGCCGAUGCCAAUGCAUUGGAUUUAUUGGAUAAAAUGUUGACAUUCAAUCCCAACAAACGAAUCACGGUUGAAGACGCAUUGGCACAUUCAUAUUUCAGUCAAUAUUAUGAUCCCAGCGAUGAACCUGUUGCUGAGGAACCAUUCAAUCUCGAUAUGGAAUAUGAUGAUCUCCCACGAGAGAGGUUGAAAGAAUUGGUUUGGGAAGAGGCAACCAAUUUUCAUCGCCGUCAAUGCACUAUGAUGCAAAGAGAGCAGUGAAUAUGAAUGAAAAAUGACAAUGAUUCAUGAAUAUGACAAGUGAUUCUUAACUAAGCUACCUUUAUAAAUAUUGUAACUUGUCUCCUAUAUUUUGAUAUUACUUGAAAUUGAAAUCUGAAUCACGAAUCAGACAUCAACAAUGAAUUCUGAUUUAUCAUCCAUUCAUCUUCCCUCCGUUUUUUUUGUCCCAUCGAUUGUCAUUUUAAUUAAUUUUUUGAAAUCUCCUGAUGAUUAAAAUCCCAUAUAUAUCCAUA
This is a messenger RNA of Dermatophagoides farinae (American house dust mite), 1641 nucleotides long. RefSeq names its product Mitogen-activated protein kinase rl (gene rl). Gene Ontology annotation, biological process: protein phosphorylation. The record is from RefSeq and is a predicted model, not a curated record. Gene Ontology annotation, molecular function: MAP kinase activity; ATP binding. Lineage: Eukaryota; Metazoa; Arthropoda; Arachnida; Sarcoptiformes; Pyroglyphidae.